UGGAAGGUCGAGAACCCUAAAUCCCCAAAUCCGCCUGCUGCAUUUCCACCGUUCCACUCCAAUGGCGCCGCCGGGCUGCAUCCAAGCCGCACCGCCGGAGCAGCCGGCGCUCCAGGACGAGCUCCUCGAGGAAAUCCUCCUCCGCCUGGCGGCGCCCGCCGACCUCGCCCGCGCCUCGACGGCCUGCCCUACCCUGCGCCGCGUCAUCACCGACCACUCCUUCCUCCGCCUCUUCCGCACUCUCCACCCGCCGCCUCUCCUGGGCAUAAUUUCCGCUAGCUUUCGCCCGGCCCAGCAUCCCCAUCCCUCCGCCGCCGCCGCCCGCGCCUUGGCCGCCGCGGAGGUCGAUUUCCGGUGCUCCUUCCUCCCCUCCGUCGAGCGUUGGCGCCGCCGCGACUUCCGUGACGGACGCGCACUCUUCUCCGGCGUCCCCGAGGGAAGCAGCUACGCUCCCGGCGAUUACAAGCGCGGCGACUUCGCCAGGGAGUUCGCUGUCUGCGACCCCCUGUACCGGCGCUACAUUCUGCUACCUGCCAUUCCCGACGAACUAGCCAUGCUGGUUCAUCAACCGGACAUCCUGAACUUCGAGCCCUUCCUUGCUCCUCCCGGUGAUGAUGAAGACGCCGCUUCAUUCAGAGUGAUGUGCCUGGCGCAGUGCACAACCAAGCUGGUCCUCUUCGGCUUCUCUUCGGGUGCCGGCGGAUGGCGUGCUGUUACCUUUGACGGCUGGAUCACUUUGAUGACAAGUCCUGGCUACCAGCCUCCAGCCUCUCACUUGACAUGGGCCUCAGGGCGCUACUAUGCGCACAAAUGCUUCUGUUGGGCUGUUUAUCCGUCCGACAGGUUGCUCAUGCUUGACACGCGCACGAUGGAGUUCUCUGCUGUCGACCUCCCAUGUCAACAUGUCCCUGGCCAAAUGAUCCCAAUAAUGGCUUGUCAACGUGUCCCUGGCCAAAUGAUCCCAAUAAUGGCUUUUGUAGAGGCAGGGGAAGGAAGGCUUGGGAUGUUUACUCUCGUGAGUCGAAUUGAUAAUGACAAGUAUUACCUCCACUAUACCAAGUUGCAAAAAGAUGGAGAUGGUGCAAACAAGUGGCAAUCGGUGGCGGUAAUCUCCUUGCCCUUGCGUUAUCGAUAUACAAUCAUGGGUGUAGCUGGGGGAUACUUACUCCUGCAAGGGAUUCCAGAAGACCUGCAUUCGGCCCCUUUGCCGGAAUGGCCAGAUUUGGACUGUUUUUCACUGAAUCUCCAGACAUUGCAGCUUGAGUGGUUCUGUGCAAAUAAGCACAUGAUUGUGAGUGCCCCUCUAUAUGCCGGUUUACCACCAUCCUUGACUCCACCAACUGUUUGAAGUGCUGACAUAUCAUGAUUGACCCCUCUUUCAACGUCGCGAAUGCCCUAGCCCAACCCACCUCUAGCGUUGACUUAAACAUGGGCAAUUGAGGCAUGCACUACAGCAGAAACACCAUCAAGUCUAAGGGAAAGCAUCAAUAUUAGUGUAAACUCCCAUGUUAUGCCUGAAAAGAUGAUGCAAAGUGCCAGUUUUGUUAAAAGGUGCUGCUUGCUGCCGCUAAUGACAUUUUGUGUGGUGUCUUAUGCUUGCUGCCAGUUUAUGUAAUGUUGGGCUCAUAUAUUUGCCAAUUAGUGUAAUGUAAUGUUGACUAAGGAUACCUUGUACUAAUGAUUGUAAUGUAGAUGCAAACGAUAAUAUAAGAUUUGAGUAUAUUUAAGGAUGUCAUCAUAGAAUUAGGUUGACUAAGAACUAAACAUCUUUUUUCCAUGA
Triticum aestivum (bread wheat) is the source of this 1780-nucleotide messenger RNA. RefSeq lists its product as uncharacterized. The transcript is spliced from 2 exons. The record is from RefSeq and is a predicted model, not a curated record. NCBI's taxonomy places the organism in Eukaryota, Viridiplantae, Streptophyta, Magnoliopsida, Poales, Poaceae. Gene Ontology annotation, molecular function: protein binding. The coding region runs from base 62 to 1348 and encodes 428 amino acids.